AUGUUUAACCAGUUCCUCGCGCGGCUGGCACGCCAACCAGCGCCGAGCGAAGAGCCGGCUUCGGCAAGGACGACGACGGGCGAGACGGCGGAAGCCGUAACGUCGACCCCGAGAGCUCGACAGAGAGACGCGUUCUCCUUCGAUGCAUCGAGGCCGUCGCUACCUCUUGUGGGCGAGACGCAAGGUGAAGUACAGACGGUAACGUCAGCCGGGGCAGCGUUAAACGCGAGAGGAACGACGAGACUCACUCCUCCGCGAGCGGCAGAACGCCUCGAUGUGGCAAGAACACCGUAUUCGGAGGGUGGCACGCCUGGGAGGCAAGGAGAAACGCCUGCUAGGGUGGCGGAGACGCCGACGAGAAGGGCAGGAACACCGACGCCGGACUCUGCGUUGCAAGAGAUGUUGGUCGACACGUUCAGUCGGGCACUUCAGAGACUGUCUGCCUCGGCUGGAACGCCGAAGAGAACGCCACGACCUACGGGGGUGAGGCCGAUGCCACGCCCUGUGUCGACGUCCACCGGGAAUGCCCUCGUCGGUCAGACUCGACCGGCUAGUGCGCCGAUGCUCGGGUACCAAGGUUCGACGGCUCCCAGAGUGGCGUUACCGGCGCCGGCUUCGACGCCGGUUGGAAUGCCGAUGGCCGCGAUCCCGUCGUACGGUGGCGUAACCAUACAGGCGCCGAGCACCAGCUGGAACGAGGGAAGGGACGGCACGGCUCGCCUGGGUGCGCUUUAUCCGCCGUUCCAACCUCCGAUAACGCCCACAGCUGGAUGGAGCUCGGGUGGAACGCUGCCAGCGUGGUCAGCUGCCCCUGCGACUCAGACGCCUGCGAGCGUGGGAGGUCUAGGGCUUGGUAGGAGUUUUAGUGGUCAAGGAGGAGGUUACCCGACGCACUCGGCGUACCCUCAAAGACCCAUGACAUUGAAACUGCAAGAAGUUGUACCUACUGGCGAAAUGCCCCGAAACUUAGCGCUGGUUGCCGACCGUCACUUAGUGGACAGAGCGUCCCCCGGCACGCGAGUUUCGGUGGUCGGCAUUACCUCUGUGGUCAACGCAGGAGGCAAAAACGUCGGCGCUGUAGCCAUCCGCACACUCUAUGUGCGCGUAGUGAGCAUUGAGAUCGCGAAGAAGGCAUUUUCCCCAGUUGAGGAGGAAAAGUUUAAUGAAAUGGCGCGAGACCCGAAAUUAGACGAAGAAGGGCGCGAGUUUAUGCAGAACGUGUGUGUGAGACUCGAGGGAACUGCAGCCUCGGUCUCUGGGAACCCCGAGAAGGGAGCGGGAACGCUGCCUUUUCGGUGGCGUUCCAUAAUUCGUAACCGAGUAUACGAGCUCCUCAAACGGGAAUGGAACGAAGGGAAGCGUCCUCAUCAAGGAAGCCAGAGAGCCCUAGAGAACGACGAAGCAGAGGACGGCGUUCCACUGUUGUGGGACAAGGAGGACGAAGUUUGGCUGGACGAAGGGUUGCUACGCGGAUACCUGAUUGAAGUGGGGGGAACGCGAAAUGUGGCGUUCCUAGAUCGAGCUGUGAGUUGGGCUCGUCGCUAUUUUGAGGCUGAGGCUCGCGGUAUAAGGGACAAGUUGCGCGAGAGGGCGAGGGACAGUCCUGAAAUAGUAAACUCGGGCGCGACGAGCCUCGCGACGAAAGGGCGGGAAAAAGCGACCUUUCAGUUGCCGACCGAGGGGGGAGUGGCCGCCGUUGUCGAAGAGGCGCCCGAAGUUUAUCGGGUGAGGGCGGACAGAGCCCCUAGGAGACCGAGAGAGCCUGGACUCCGCGAAGCCGACGCAGGAGAUAACGGAGAGGGCGACGAUGACGUCGUGCCCCAGGGCAAGCGAGUCAUCUGUAGCGUCGGGGGUAUGCAGGCCCUAUCGGAUGGUUACAUCGACUGCUGCCCGUCGGAGAUGCUGGCUGACACAGGCGCCAUAGCGAGUCUCGUCGACAGAAGGGUGCUGAGGCGUCUUGGGCGUGAUUCGGAGUCGCUCCGGCCUUACAGCGGAACGCUGGACAGCGUGUCGGGACACACGAUCCGUGUGCGUGGAGUAAUUGACCUUCCAGUGACACUCGGAACGCUGGAGAAGACACUUCCGUUUGUGGUGACCGAUCACUUGUUCGUGGACGCGAUCAUGGGGACGGAUUCAUUGAAGGCGUUCCGUGCGGUAAUAGACCUCGAGGAACAGUCGAUGACGCUGAAGGAAACGGGGGACGUGGUCCCUUUAGGCGUGGCGAGGGUGGAAGAGACGUACGCCGCCACAAUCUCGUCGUCGGUACGACUAGAACCAGGUCGCCAAGCACUCGUUCGGUCUCGUGUCCGAGGAGCUGUGAAGGACAAGUCGGUCGUGCUAGUCGAAGGCGUUCCGGGAACGGACAAUUCGUUGAGAGUCGCUAGGACACUAUGCACAGUGACGGACGGAACGGUGCUGGUCGAGGUGUGCAAUGCUUCUACGGAGGAGGUGGAAGUCGGGACUGGAGCUUACUUUGCCGCUGUGACCAUUGUGCCUGAGUCGGCCUUCACUGCGGAAGCACUAAAGCGAGAAGGAACGCCGGACAACAUCAGUGCGGUGCUAAGCGCCUCUAGUGGAAACGCCGAAACGCGGGUCGGGAAGAAGGAGGCUGAAAUGACCGCGACGAUGAAGAGCGGAAACGACGAUGACUUUGAGGUGGACUUCCAAGACUCAUCGUUAGGGACAGAACAAAGAAGACUCUUCGUUGAAAUGCUGAAGGACAUGCGAGAUUUGUUCGUCGAGACCUCUAAGAAGCCAGGGAGGACGGAACUUCUGAGGUUCAGCAUUGACACUGGAGCGCAUGCACCGAUUAAGCAGCCCCCGUACCGGGUUUCGAAGGCCGAAGGGGACGUUAUGGAGUCUGAGAUCCAAGAGUAUCUAGACCUUGGACUCAUCAGGCCUUCAACGAGCCCGUGGGCUAGUCCCGUGCUCAUGAUCAGAAAGCCUGACGGUAGUAUUCGGUUCUGUAUCGACUACAGGAAGUUGAACGCCGUCACGGUGAAAUCUUCUAUCGAACACUCCUAA
Phytophthora nicotianae INRA-310 is the source of this 3024-nucleotide messenger RNA. RefSeq lists its product as hypothetical. Bases 1 to 3024 code for a protein of 1007 amino acids. Lineage: Eukaryota; Oomycota; Peronosporomycetes; Peronosporales; Peronosporaceae. The record is from RefSeq and is a predicted model, not a curated record. The transcript is spliced from 4 exons.